AUGUGUAGCGGGAAUGUACCCACUCUUGAAAACGUUUUGCAAGCAAUUGAUGCUCUCUACGUAAAUCCGGAAAAUUCUAUUAAAGAAAGUGCUUCUAAAUGGCUGUGCGAAUUUCAGAAAUCGGUUUAUGCAUGGGAGAUAGCUGACCAAUUACUCUACUUAAAGCGCGACUUAAGUUCUAGUUAUUUUGGAGCACAAACUAUACGUAUUAAGAUCCAAGUUUACUUUACAGAGCUCCCAACUGCUGCUCAUACUGCAUUGAAGGAUUCUUUGCUAAAUCAUGUUCAGAAACUCACUAAUGAGACUCAUAGUUCGAUAGCAAAUCAGCUUUGUCUUGCUGUUGCUGACCUGUUUUGUCAGAUGGUGCAGUGGAACGACGCUAUCUCUGACAUCGUAAAAACAUUGUCAACAUCGGAAGUUACUUCCACAUAUCUUAUUGAUGUUCUAAAAUUUGUCUCCGAAGAGAUGAAUUCAAAAACACUCCGACUCGGGUUAAAUCGAAGAUAUGUUCUCAUGGCACAUCUAGAGUCUCAAAAAGGUCUGGUACUUGAUUUUCUCUCGUACAAAAUGAAAAAUGCGACCCCACAGACGCUUGCACGGAUAUUUAACUGCCUUGCCAGUUGGUGGGACAACACUGGGAUUAUGAAGGAUACAGAUGUUCGUGUAUCACCACUUCUUGAAGGAGCAUUUUACGUGCUUCAGCACCCUGAAAAUUAUCCCGAAGCAGCUUACAAUGCGUCCAUGGAGUGGAUUUUGGCUUUACUCUACUGUUGCCCCACUGUGUCGGGCUACCAAGGUGAACUGUUAAAACUGUUGCAAACCAACAUAUACGGUCUUUAUAACGUCCUACAACGGUGUUCCCUCCAAGCCUCAAAAGUGGCUGGGAACAACAUGACCGAUUGUCUAGUUUAUGUGGACCGAGUAUCCUGCAUUGCUCAGAUUUUUGGCUCACUUGCGCGUACUGUACGCUCUGCAUUAGUGCGAAGCCCCACCCCACCCGGCUCUAGCGAACCGGGAGAUUUACGCACUUUGGAGUGUCUCCUCGCUGUGCUAGAAUCGCCACCUCCCGCUGGUUGUCGGGCCAAUGCUUUGCACACUUUUUACGCUCUCCAAUCCCUGGCAGAUGAUGCUGCACGGCAUCACAAUUGUCUUGGUCCAUCACCGGGUCGUCAGAACUCUUCGGCAUCUGCAGCAGGUGACAUAAUCUCCAACGCCUCUCGCCCGGUCACAGCCCUUCUCAUACCCUACUUCACUCGUGUUGUCGUCGCCCUAGCACGUUACUGCCCCAGCAAUACAGAAGACCUUGAGGCAGCUGAGGAUCUUCGUUCAUUUCGAGAAGAUGCUCACGGUCUGAUGCAGGAUAUUGUUGAUCUAGUUGGCGCUGAUACCAUCUUCACCGAAUUGUAUAACCAUAUCAAAAGCCUGCAAGAGAUGAACACAGUGGGGACAGCAAUCAACGUGUUCCGCGAGGCUGAGGCCUGUCUAUUCAUGCUGACAACUGUGGCGAAGCGCCUUUCGCCUCACGAUCCCGAGGGUCGCAUUGCCUCACUCAUCUCCACCCUCGUGCUGCCAGGUCUUGAUGCCACGCCACCAGCACCCUUACAAGAGGUCGGCUGCAUCCUCUACGCCGAACUUUCCCACUGGGUCGCCUGCCGCCCUGAAAUUCGUCGGCGGAUUGUCGAACAGCUCAUUCAAAUCGUUGAAAGAUCUGCUGGUGUGCCUGCUGCUCAGUUGCAGCCCGGUCAAAAACAAGCUGUAGGUGCGGCACUUUCAGCUCUGGGCCGACUUUGCACUGUUUAUCGAGUCCAUGCAGUUGUUACGUCCAACGCAACAUCUAAUGGUGGAGGAAUGGCAGCCGCAACACUGCUAGAAGAGCACUGGAAGGACAUAGUCGCUCGAGUGGUCUAUUUGCUUCCUCGAUUGGCGUGGGCACCGGUACAAGAGGUUAUCGACUUCUUCGAGGGUAUCUGUCGUGGCCUUAUGUGCUCCGUCGCCUACUCCCCUCAGGACACCUUCCCCACCGAUCCUCGACCCUCUCGUGCUAUCUUACCUGAACGUCUGGCACAAUUAGUCUCUGUCAGCGUCCAAUGCCUUUCUAAGUUGAUGGAGCAGAACCAGCCAGUAGAGUCUAUCGAUGCGUUGUCGGAUCCAUGUGUGUGGUUGGACUAUCUGGCGACCAUUUUCCGUUCGCUCCAAAACUUCCUUCCGCGCCUCGAUGACGCCUAUCGACGUAGUCGUCUCAACAGCACUUCCACCGACGAGGUGCAGCAACAACGUCAAGCCGAAGUGAACAGUCUAUCGGAUUCAGCUCAGGCCUGCUUGGACGGCUGUCUCAGAGUCGUCACGACCAUGGUGUGGCCAGUCAUUGGUCAGGUUCUUGAGCACUACAGCACUAAGGUGCGUCCCAUGGAGCGAUGCUGUCGUGUCAUCCGCUUUAUGGCUCGCUCCUUCUCCGUCAACCUCCGUGACAUCCUCCCAGAUAUUGCCAACAAGCUGGUGCAGUCUUUUCAACGAGGGAAUCAUUCGUGUUUUCUCUAUCUCGCCGGCGUUUUGGUUGACGUUUUCGGCGAGCUUCCCGACUGCCGACCGGGUCUCGUCGGUCUCUUUGAGGCUCUAGCUCCGCCCACACUUGCGUCCCUCUCCUGCAACCUGGUCGAACAGCCUCACACAAUUGAAGACCUCUACCGCCUGUGUGUGCGUCUGGUGCAGCGUUGUGCGGCCACGUUUCUCGCCAGUCCAAACGUGGACCUCUACGCCCUGCUGGACACAGCCCUGCAAUCCCUCGACGUCCUCACCCUCACUGCUGCCGGCUCCGGCCACACGGAUGUGGACAACGGUCAGGCAGUUGGCAACGGCGACUUGAAAGACACGUCCUCUGCCAGCACUGCAGCUGCACGGUUCCUUCUGGAGGCUCUUAUCUUCACCACUGAAGCCUCCGAGGACGCCCCGGCAACGGUUGCCGCUACCACCGACGCCUCCGCACUACCUCGUCCUACUUGCGAGAGUGCAUUGGGUGCGAGGCGACUGCUCUUCUGGCUCCUCCAACCGUCUGAAAGGUGCGGUGGUCAGCGGCUCACUACCUCCUGCAUUCAUAGCUGUUGUGUGGGCCUCUCGGAUGACCGAUUCCCCGAUAUGGCUGACCUCCUCUACCACUUGAAGAAUGUUAUGCCGAGGGAGGUCUUCGCUAGGUGGGUGGACUGCGCCUUGUCAAGUCUACCAGUAGUAAGGGCUGACGGUUUGGUGCAAGCAACGGAGGAACAAGUGGCUGACUUCAAGAAUGCCGUUAUGAACGCCUCGCGCACAAACGGGAUCGUUCACGCAUUGGACGCAUUUGUGGUACUUUUCCGCUGA
Molecule: messenger RNA, 3351 nt
Organism: Echinococcus granulosus
Lineage: Eukaryota; Metazoa; Platyhelminthes; Cestoda; Cyclophyllidea; Taeniidae
Product: Transportin-3
Exons: 16
Coding region: 1-3351 (1116 amino acids)
Biological process (GO): protein import into nucleus
Cellular component (GO): cytoplasm; nuclear membrane
Source: RefSeq, a predicted model, not a curated record